Bathycoccus prasinos is the source of this 3252-nucleotide messenger RNA. Its product is annotated as histidyl-tRNA synthetase. Gene Ontology annotation, biological process: histidyl-tRNA aminoacylation. Gene Ontology annotation, molecular function: ATP binding; histidine-tRNA ligase activity; sialyltransferase activity. The coding region runs from base 1 to 3252 and encodes 1083 amino acids. The transcript has 2 exons. Lineage: Eukaryota; Viridiplantae; Chlorophyta; Mamiellophyceae; Mamiellales; Bathycoccaceae. Gene Ontology annotation, cellular component: cytoplasm. The record is from RefSeq and is a predicted model, not a curated record.
AUGAGUGUUCGUCGUCGUUGUUAUUAUCAUCAUCACUGCGUUCUUCUUUUAGUAAAACUCGCGUUUGUGCUUUUUUUAUGCGCUGAAGAUGAAAGCAACGAGAGAAGAGCAACUUUGUUCGUUUCGGGGGCGAAACCAUCACCGCGAGGAAAAGGAGGAAAAGGAAAAGGAAAAGACAGCAUCGGUUUAGAGGAGUUAAAAACGAAGUUAUCGAUUGCGGAGUCGGCGAUCGCGAAGGUGACGCAAGAGCUCGUCGCCAGAGGGGAAGAUAUUGGGGAGAAGAAGAAGAUUAUGAUGAAAGGAGAUUCCGAAGAGGAAAAGGAAGAGGAAGAGGAGGAGAAAAACAACGACAACAACAAGAAAAGAGUUGAAUACGUUUCCAGUUGGGGAUCGCUGAACAACCACUUUCAAUACGUCUCGGAUACGUACAACGAUUAUUUUGGUAACAAUAAUAAGAAAGGCGGUUCCGGCGCUUCGUUGAGUUCGGCGCUGUUCGGCGGCGGCGGCGAUAGAAAUAGAGGUAAUAGCGACGAUAAUAGUAGAGUAGCUGGGGAGGGAGAAGAGAAGAGUAGCAGUAAUAACGAUGAUGAUGACGACGACAGUGGUGACAAAAACAACGAAGGAGAAAUCUCGUCGUCGUCGUGCUCGCCGUCGUGUUCCAAAUACCACCGGUGCGUGGAUGGGAAAUGUCGAUGUCCUGUUUUGUAUUCGGGACCGAAUUGCACGGAAAACGGAUUCGAACGAGCCAUAGAUACGAACGUCUUCGAAAAGGAAAAAGUAAUCAAAUGCGCCAUGGGUGUCAACCACGACCCGUUCUAUUCGCAAUACGAAGAAAAGUACGGCGAAAAAGCGGACAGAAAAAUGCGCGUGGCGCACAUUCUCCGUUCGCGAUUCAUCGCGACGACGAAAGAAUCUGCUCCAGAUCUGCCCGAUUUACUCCCGUUCAAUACGUGCGCCGUCGUCGGAUCCAACGGUAACAUCGAGAACAACAAAAACUACGGCAAAGAUAUCGAUACUCACGACGUUGUCAUUCGAUUCAACGACGCGCCAACCGUCGGUUACGAAUCCGUCGUCGGCGCGAAAACAACCAUUCGCAUCCAAAAUUCCGAUUUCUGCGCCAAAGGCGAACGAGGCUCAAAAAAUUUCGGCAACGAAGUCUGCGUCCACUACACCGCCUCUCCACCGGAUAAAAUGUGCGAACGCGAUAAAUCCAAAGGCGGCAAAGGAGGUUCUUCCGCCGGCAACGGCUCUUGCCGCCUCGUCUACCCUUCUCACCGCGACAGCAAAUACAUCUUCUGGUACUGGAAACUCAACAAAAUCAAAGGCGUCGAAGACCUCUCCUGCGCGGAAAACCAAAAGCUCGGGAAGAAGUGCAACAUGUUGAAAAUGUCCGCCGGGUAUUACGGCAUACAAUUAGCCUUGAACUUAUGCGGUAAAGUCAAUUUAUACGGUUUCGGCACGAGCCGAGAGACGCGAGAGACGAAACAUUACUUCGUGAAGAAAAGCGCCUCCUGGGACCGCAAAGGCUGGGCGCAACGACACCACUGGUCGUACGAAAGGUUUUGCAUCGACGCGUUCGAAGACGGGUUAAUCGAUGGGUUGAAAGUGAAUCCUUGUAGUAUAUACUCCGCGCAAAGAGCAAAGAGAGAUUUUUUAUCAACAAACAUAAACACUUUUUCAAGUUUUUUGUCAAAUCGAUUUUUCUUCAAAAACCUCAAAAAAAGCUCAAAGCAUUGGAUAAAAGAGACGAAGAUGUUGAGCUCAGUCUCCUCGAAGUUUCUCUUCCGGACACACCAUCAGUGGCCAAAUUAUUAUCGUCGUCAUCACGCGCAAUACGUUUUGAAGAGGACAACUUUGCGCGCGCUCUCAUCUACCGCGGAAGGUGGUGGUGGUAAUGGUGGAGGACGUUCGGUGACGACACAAACCGCCAACGUGGACGCAAAAAAAUCCAACGCGCAACAACAACAACAAUCACAAAUAGAGUUGAAUCCUCCGAAAGGCACGCGAGAUUUCCCACCCGAGGAAAUGCGAAAACGAAACUGGCUCUUCGACAGUUUUCGCCAAACGGCGUUGUUGUUCGGGUUCGAAGAGUUCGACGCGCCCGUGUUAGAAUCCGAGGCGUUGUUUACUCGCAAAGCGGGCGAGGAGAUUCAAGGACAGCUGUAUAAUUUUUCGGAUAAAGGCGAUCGAAGAGUGAGUUUACGACCGGAGUUGACGCCGAGUUUAGCGAGAUUGAUCAUGCAGAAAGGGAAGAGUUUAGCGGUGCCGGCGAAGUGGUUCGCGAUUGGGCAGUGUUGGAGAUACGAGAGGAUGACUCGAGGGAGGAGAAGAGAGCAUUACCAGUGGAACAUGGACAUCGUCGGCGUGGAAGGCGUGGAGGCGGAGGUGGAACUGUUGAGCGCGAUUUGCCAUUUCUUUGCGAGCGUGGGGAUUACGAGCGAAGACGUCGGUAUCAAGGUGAACUCGAGGAAAGUGUUAGCGAGAGUAAUGGAAAAAGCGGGCGUGCCGGAGGAGAUAUUCGCGAACGUGUGCGUCGUCGUGGACAAAAUUGAAAAAUUACCGAGAGAGAAAAUCAUCGAAGAGUUGAGAGAGGUUGGGUUGAACGAAGAGGCGACGCAAUCCGUUUUGACGUGCAUGGAAACAAAUUCGUUGGAAGGAUUGAAAAGUUUAUUAGGCGAAGAAGACGAGUGCGCGAAAGAGAUGGAGAAGUUGUUCGUAUUAGCGAGAGCGUAUGGGAUUGAAGAUUGGUUAGUCUUUGACGCGUCCGUGGUGAGAGGAUUGGCGUAUUAUACCGGGGUUGUUUUCGAAGGUUUCGAUCGACGAGGCGAGCUGAGGGCGAUUUGUGGCGGUGGGAGGUACGACGGGUUGAUUAGCACGUUAGGCGGUGAAUACACUCCUAUGGUUGGUUUUGGCUUUGGCGACGCGGUGAUUGUGGAAUUGUUGAAAGAUCGAGGCUUGAUGCCGGAGGAGGCGUUGAAAACGAUGAAUGUGGACGACGUGGUGUUUUCCAUGGACGAAAGUUGCCGAGAAACGGCAAUGCGAGCGGCGAGUGUUUUGAGGAAAAACGGGAGAAGAGUAGACGUGGUUUUAGAGGAUGGGAAAAAGUCCAAGUGGACGUUUAAACACGCCGAACGCGUCGGCGCGAAGCGGUUGUUGACCAUUGGGAAGAAAGAACAGGAAGAGGGGAUUGUCAAGGUGAAGAAUUUGGAAACCAGGGAGGAAGUGGACGUUAGCUUAGAUAAACUCGCAUAA